AUGGUGCGGUGCCGGGCCCGCGGCCGCCCGCGCUUUAUAGCGGCCCCCAUUGAUCGCGGGGCCCCGGGGCCGCCCCCAGCAGCUGUCCCCGCGCCUCGCCGGCGCCCGCCCGGCGGCUCUUUCCGACCCGCGGUCAAUAGGGAUUUGGGCGCCGGAUCCCGCGGCGCGGACCCCCCCCGCACCCCGGGGCGCCAGCGCCGCCGCGGAGCGCUGUCCCCGGUGCUGGGCGUCCUGGGCAUUGGCCCGGGAGCCGAGGCCGGGCCGGCGGAGGCGGCGGCGCUGGCGGGGGGCGUGCUGCUCAUCAGCACGGCUGGCAACUCGCUGGUGUGCGCGGGCGUGCGCGUCCUGCAGACGCCCACCAACUACUUCGUCCUCAGCCUGGCGCCCGCCGACCCCCUCCUGGCCCUCCUCGCUGUCUACUCGGAGGUCCGGGGGGCCAUGUGGUUGUCGAGCCCCGGCCUGUGCGACGCCCUUAUGGCCACGGACGUCCUGCUGGGCACCGCCUCCAUCCUCGGCCUGGGCGUCAUCAGCGUGGACAGGUGGGUUCGUGCCGUGGCCUUGCCCCUGGGCUCCAGUCAGCGGGGCGGGGCCUUGUGUCCGGGGCUGCUGGCGUGGCCGCUGGCCCUGGAGGUGGCCGCGCCGGUGCUGUGCGUCCUCAACGUCGUGCGCGGCCGUGACCCCGCCGUGUGCCACCUGGAGGACGGCGGCUACGUGGUCUUCCCGUUCGUGUGCUCCUUCUUCCUGCCCUGCCUGCUCAUGCUACUCUACUGGGCCACGUUCCGGGGGCUGCAGCGCUGCAAGUCCCCACCGCGCCUCGACCCCCGCCGCUGGCCUGCAGGCAACCGUGCCUUCCUGCUGUGCGGGACGCCCUACUUGGUGGCACCCACCACCCGCACGCUCUGUCCUGCCUGCAUGUUCCAGCGCAUCUUCUGCGAGACCCUGGGCCUGCGCUGCUGA
Molecule: messenger RNA, 957 nt
Organism: Sorex fumeus (smoky shrew)
Lineage: Eukaryota; Metazoa; Chordata; Mammalia; Eulipotyphla; Soricidae
Gene: DRD4
Product: dopamine receptor D4
Biological process (GO): adenylate cyclase-activating adrenergic receptor signaling pathway; adenylate cyclase-inhibiting dopamine receptor signaling pathway
Cellular component (GO): plasma membrane
Molecular function (GO): G protein-coupled receptor activity; dopamine neurotransmitter receptor activity, coupled via Gi/Go
Source: RefSeq, a predicted model, not a curated record